UCAACCGGCGAUUCACGCUUUUAAAAAAGCAAAUCCGAGCACUUCUGGAAAAAAAGGUCAUCUCGCAUUAAAUUCCGCGGCGCGAUUGGUAUUCCGACGUCGUUUCUGGCAGAGUUUAUAAGCGGCGGGUCGCUCCCAGGCUAGAGUCGCCCUGCCAACCUGGACUACGGCAAUAAGAGUGUCCGCUCGCCCCCUCGCAAAUUCCUUGCUGCCCACCCCUCAGAGGAAUAUCGAGGAAAUACGAGCUCCGGGGACUAGGGCUUUUCUGAAGGAAUGGCUUCCUCCGCUCCCUCGUCCUCCAACGAUGCUCCAGACCCCACCCCACCUAAUCUGCGACCUACAACUUACGACUCGUGGUGCGGCGUGGCUCACGGGUGCACCAGGAAGAUCGGGCUGAAGAUAUGCGGAUUCCUGCAAAGGACCAACAGCCUGGAAGACAAGGGCCGGAUCGUCAGCUCUCUGAAGGAAAGGCAGUCCUCCAAGAGCAUGCUGGCAUGCGAGAACAGUGAGAAGGGAUCCAGGUUCCGGCGCACCGAGACAGACUUUUCCAAUCUGUAUGCCAGAGAUUUGUUGCCCUCCAAGAAUGGUGAGGAGCAGACCAUGCAGUUUCUGCUGGAGGUUGUGGACAUCCUCCUCAACUAUGUGAGGAAGACUUUUGACAGAUCCACCAAAGUGCUGGACUUCCACCACCCACAUCAGCUCCUGGAGGGCAUGGAGGGCUUCAACCUGGAGCUUUCAGACAACCCUGAGUCCCUGGAGCAGAUUCUGGUGGAUUGUCGGGACACACUGAAAUACGGAGUGAGAACAGGUCACCCUCGCUUUUUCAAUCAGCUGUCCACAGGACUGGACAUUAUUGGCUUGGCUGGGGAGUGGCUGACAUCUACUGCUAACACAAACAUGUUUACCUAUGAAAUUGCUCCUGUUUUUGUCCUCAUGGAACAAAUAACACUUCGAAAGAUGAGGGAGAUUAUUGGAUGGUCAAACAAAGAUGGUGAUGGAAUAUUCUCACCUGGUGGCGCGAUCUCCAACAUGUACAGCAUAAUGGCUGCACGCUACAAGUAUUUCCCUGAAGUUAAAACCAAAGGCAUGGCUGCAGUCCCUAAACUGGUUCUCUUUACUUCAGAGCAUAGUCACUACUCAAUAAAGAAGGCUGGAGCUGCACUUGGAUUUGGAACAGACAAUGUUGUUUUGAUAAAAUGCAAUGAAAGAGGCAAAAUAAUACCAGCUGAUUUGGAGGCAAAAAUUCUGGAAGCAAAAGAAAAGGGAUAUGUUCCUCUUUUUGUAAACGCAACUGCAGGCACAACAGUAUAUGGAGCCUUUGAUCCAAUACAGGAGAUUGCAGAUAUAUGUGAGAAAUACAACCUCUGGCUCCAUGUAGAUGCUGCCUGGGGGGGUGGACUCUUAAUGUCCCGAAAGCACCGUCACAAAUUGAAUGGAAUAGAAAGAGCCAACUCAGUCACUUGGAAUCCACACAAGAUGAUGGGAGUGUUGUUACAAUGUUCUGCCAUUCUUGUCCGGGAGAAGGGUAUUCUUCAAGGCUGCAAUCAAAUGUGUGCAGGCUAUCUCUUCCAGCCAGACAAACAGUAUGACGUCUCCUAUGACACUGGAGAUAAGGCAAUACAGUGUGGUCGACAUGUAGACAUUUUCAAAUUCUGGUUGAUGUGGAAAGCAAAGGGUACAGUAGGAUUUGAAAAUCAGAUCAAUAAAUGCCUGGAGCUGGCAGAAUAUCUCUACACCAAAAUCAAAAACAGAGAAGAAUUUGAGAUGGUUUUUGAAGGGCAGCCAGAGCAUACAAAUGUAUGUUUUUGGUAUAUUCCUCCAAGUCUCAGGGGCAUGCCAGACUCUGAUGAGAGAAGAGAAAAAUUACACAGGGUGGCACCAAAAAUCAAGGCAUUGAUGAUGGAGUCAGGUACCACCAUGGUUGGCUAUCAGCCUCAGGGCGAUAAAGUCAACUUCUUCCGAAUGGUCAUCUCCAACCCAGCAGCAACUAAGUCUGACAUUGACUUCCUCAUUGAGGAAAUUGAGAGAUUGGGGCAGGAGCUGUAGUGCUUGAAUGAUCUAUUUCUUGAAUUCACUGUUUUCCAGCACUGGCUAUUUUUUAAACCCGGUUCUGCAGAACAUGUUUAAAGGAAAUUCUCUUUCUGUAAGUUGCAAUCUCCUAAGACAUCCUUAAACAACUAUAGGCUACUGAAAUAUAUAUGUAUUGGUAGAUCAUAUUAUUGAGGGAAAAUGUAUUAUCUUGAAGUUGAAGUACUAUUGACUCUUACAUUGGUCUUGUUUAUUGUAGACAGCAGAAAAUUAAUAGGUAUUAAAAUAGCAAAUUAAGAACUCUGCACAGUAUAUAUGUACAGUAUAAAUAAAUAUAUAUAAUUAUAUAUAUACAUACAUAUAUAUAUAUAUAAAGUGGUUAUAAACUUAGAUCAAAGCCACAGCAUGUUUUCCACUUUAAGAAAAUUAAGUUUUCCUUCAACAACUUUGAUGUGGAUAAUGUGCUACAAGUUUUUCUGCCAGACAGAAAUGGACAUAUAGAAACAUUUCUAAAAUGUAGAUUCUUAGGAGCUAAAGAAAAUGUAUAACAGUAUUAGAUCUUAUUGUUGGUGCUUUUCUCACGUACAAAACAGCAAUCUCUAAGAGCACCUUUGAGUAAAAUAGUUGUACUUGCCCUUUAGUGUCAAAUCAGGGGAUCACAGUAGCAGAGUCAUUGUAACAGGUAUAUUAUUGCUGUAUUUUUAGAGGUUAAUUUGUGUAGAUUGUGUAUAUUAUUGUUAAAUUACUUUGUGUAAAAGGAUUUAAUGUAAUAGUUUUACAGCAAGAUAACUGUUUAAUUGUAGGUAUCUGAAAUAUUUGCUUAUUUAUAUGCAGAGAUUUACCAUGCUGAAGAGUUGUCUUGUAUUUUCUUCCGUUUGUAAUGUAACCUAUUUAUAUAUUAUUGAAGUUCUAAAUAAUGUUUAUGGUAUUUUAGUGUCUUUGUGAGCCAAAGAACAAAUAUGAAAAUAUUAGUUGACACUUUUGUUUAAAUCCUAGUGCCCUUAAAGUAAUAACUUACAGAUAAUUUUACUGAAGAUAAGGAAUUCUGACCUUGUGUAUAGACUAUGAAAUUAUGGGAUCCCUUUAAUCUAUUAGAAUUAUUAGAAAUUUCCGUUUUAUUUAUUGUAAUGUCAGACUGUUCAGUGUUCUGAAUGCUUUUCUAGUGAAUAUUGAUUGCUAACCAAGGCCCCUGUUUUUGAGUUUUAUUUCAGAACUGACCUCUGUGACCAUUUUAACUAAAUUCUGUGGGAGUUUUAACCAGCAUCAUUCUUUUAGUGAAAUGUAAUUCACUAUCUGUUUGGAGUUUAUAAAAUAAAUAAAACCAAAAGUAAUCUCAGUAUCUUUUAAUACAACUAGCUUGUCCCAAUAAUUUCAACUGGUUAGUCUUUUCAAAGUAUAGACACCAGAUUCAUCUGCAGCUUGAUCAAUUUUAAUCAUUAGAUAAUCAAUAUUACUGAGUGGAAAAGUCCAUACUGGAAACAGAGUAGUGGAACAAAAUGGAGAUUCAAUAAUCCUCUGUUCACUGAGUUAGUGUCAUGGUGAUAAAUGGUAUAUGCUAAUUUCAAGUGUUUUCAUACAUGAUUCUUUGCAAAGCAGUAAUUAAUUGCUUUUUCUCCCUCCCCUCCACCUUAGUAAAAAAUUCAAUUAUUUUAGGAACUUUCAGUGAAAUACAGUCAUGCCAUGCAGUUUUUGCAGUCUCUCUGGCCCCUGUCCAUCCUGUGGAAGGACACCUACAGGCAAGAGAGAUUUCCAUCCUGCAGGUCCCACUGGCUGUCUUUUGAGGAUGGUGUCUCAUGUUUGUGGCUGUGUUAGCACAGGGAGAAGGAAGAAGCAGUUAUGGAAAAUGCUGUGUCCUACAGCACAGCCUUUCCAGCUUUUCAUAGGACUCUUGCUUAUUCCUCUUUCAUAACCUUCUGUAACAUCUUUUCUUCAAAUUGAGUUGAAUAUAAAAAUUGUCACUGACCUUUAGACUUAUGAGUAUGACUCAAAAUAGAUCUGCAUUGUUACUUCAUAUCAUUAAACCCCCUAGUAAUCUUACCAAUACACUAUUUCUUUCAUUAGGUUUUUUCAAGACAGUGUAGUUGGUUUCAUGCCUUCUUGAUCUUAAACCUCAAUCUUCCUCAUUUAUAAGCCUAUUGUAUUACUGUGUAUUCAAUACUUGACGUUUCCUGAUAUAAACAUCCAUGCUGUAUGACCUGAGGCCUGCAGUGCAGAUGUAGUUGGCAUAAACAUUGACUUCAGUACUAACUUCCAUGAUAUUGAAUGCCAUUCUUUAUAGAUAUCAGCUAUUCAUCAAAACUAGAGGACCUCUCAUUGAGAGCUGUUCUUAGAGUACAGAGAGAAGUUUGUUUUGAAGAAGCACAAUGUCAUAUUUUUAUUUCAGGCUUCUGUCUGAAAUCUGGUCUCAGUUUUACUUUAUUCAAAGGGCAGCUACAGAAGAUUGAAAAAAUUCUUUCAGACCUUCUUGUUCAUGAGAAACAAUAAGAGCGAAUAUAAUUAAUCCAAAGACAUAUAACUGGUGACUUAGUUUCACUAGAGGAUUUUAUGUCUUCCACACAAACACCAUGGUUCUUAUGAUUUCCCCAGUUCUUAGGUGGGAGUUUCUGAUUUCCUUCACCUCCCUUGCCAAUAACAGUAUUACUAAAGCUCU
Molecule: messenger RNA, 4678 nt
Organism: Onychostruthus taczanowskii (white-rumped snowfinch)
Lineage: Eukaryota; Metazoa; Chordata; Aves; Passeriformes; Passeridae
Gene: GAD1
Product: glutamate decarboxylase 1
Exons: 17
Coding region: 274-2046 (590 amino acids)
Biological process (GO): GABA biosynthetic process
Cellular component (GO): presynaptic active zone; cytoplasm
Molecular function (GO): glutamate decarboxylase activity; pyridoxal phosphate binding
Source: RefSeq, a predicted model, not a curated record